AUGACUAUUUUUCAUGACGAAAUAGAAAUAGAAGAUUUCGAUUAUGAUGAAGAAGAGGAAAUGUACUAUUAUCCUUGUCCAUGUGGUGACAGAUUUCAAAUUAGUAAGGAGGAACUCAUCGCUGGAGAAGAGGUAGCAACUUGUCCAAGUUGUUCACUUGUAGUGAAAGUUAUAUAUGAUCUGGAAAAAUUUAAAGCAGAGUCAGAAGAGCUGCACACUGAAGAGGGUGACAAAGAAGCAGUGAAGGUU
Molecule: messenger RNA, 249 nt
Organism: Iphiclides podalirius (scarce swallowtail)
Lineage: Eukaryota; Metazoa; Arthropoda; Insecta; Lepidoptera; Papilionidae
Source: the annotation of a GenBank genome assembly